Messenger RNA from Cladocopium goreaui, 6087 nucleotides. The record is from the annotation of a GenBank genome assembly. Lineage: Eukaryota; Dinophyceae; Suessiales; Symbiodiniaceae.
AUGUGCGUUGGCAUCACCUUUCUGAUUUGCCUUUUGAUCGCGGCGAAGCUCAGAACUGGCUACACUGCAGGAAGGGUUGUUCCGGAUAGGUUUGAGUUUUCACCUGACCACACACCUGACCACUGCAGAUUGACAGCAAGGUACAUCAACCAACGUGCCCAGCAAUUAUUUCGUUGCACUGAUUUUCACUGCUCUGACCUUGGGGACUACGGGACAGAGUGGAUUGACUUUGUCUCUACUUCAGUUACCUGUAUUGCUCCCAAUUUGAGUGCGCUGAUUUCAUCUCCAACUGCUGACGACGGAUUUCACACAAGCGACAACACAGCAUUGUUCAGCUGGACACCAGUCACAUCGACGCGUUACGCAACUGGGGAGGGUUGUCUCGAUGAGUCAUGGAUCGAGACUGAAGCAGACUUCAAUGCCUUCAGCCUUUACAACCUUUUGACUGCAAACUCACAUGACAAAGCGCUGCCAAUGGACUACGGUCCUGAGAGUUCUGAUAGGCCAUGCAAACCACUAAAUGGGGUACAGAAGCGCAGCUACAAACGGGCGAUUCGAAGGGCGCAGCAAUGUGGCAGUGCUUGGUAUCGUGGCAAAUGCAUGACGUUGGAUCAGCUGGCACCUGGCACUAAACCGAUCAGAUCAUCUCCCGGUCGACAAAACACACAACCACCCACGAGGCAUCAUCAGAUUCCACAGAAUCGAAUGCAUAUUGGACAUGUGAACAUGGGUGGACUAGCACAAGAACGCCUCCACGAGGUAAAGAUCUGGGCGCUUCAGUCAGCACUGGAUAUUUUGCUUCUGAGUGAAACGCGUUGGUCAUUUGAAGCGGAGUGGACUGAUCAGUGGUGGUACCAUAUCCAUACCGGAACUGGGAGUGACAAGGCUGAUGGGUUGCUCUUUCUCAUCCGAAAAUCCUUGUGCCGUCCAGACCAGAUUGGAUUCAUAGCUCCACUGCCAGGACGCCUUGGACACCUGAGGCUGCAUUUCCAGAAGAGAUCCAUGGACAUCCUAGGAUGCUACCAAUAUGCUGACACCAUUGAACAUCACCGCAUGCAUCACCGUAGUCUGUUUUGGAACAAGCUGGAACAACAUGCUGCGCACUUGCCGCACCGCAACAGUGUUCUCAUUUUGGGAGAUUUCAACUGCAGUGCUAUGCCACUCGGACCCUAUGCUGGCACCAAUAAGCAUACAUGGAGAGGAGCACUUUGCACAAGCUCCCCACAUCGUGACAGUCAUGUCCUCAUGGAGUUUUUGCAGAAGUUUAAUCUCAACAUUUUGAACAGCUGGAAUGCAAAGAAUCCCCCAACGUUUGAACAUAGCCUUGCAGCCUCCAGCAUUGAUCACAUGAUCAUGAGAAUUGCCGACACUGAUGCCACUGCCAAAGAUGUGAAAUUCAUUACUGCAGCCCCUUUUUUGCCACUGACUGGCGCUCGGCACACGCCAAUGAUUUGCUCCAUCCGAAAAAUCCCUUAUGUUUUCACACGGAAAGCACAGGCCAGUGUGUGCAAUUUCCAACAGAGACUUCGAUGCAGACGCUCCUGGCAGUCCCAAGAUGCUACAUGGCAACAGUUUCACAAUUGUUUCACACAGAGGUUUUAUGAAUUCAGCCAACAACAGCAUGAUGACCAUACCCUCAUAGAGGACAUGCACACCCACUUGCUGCCGACGUUUCACCAGGCUUUUCCUAAGGAAUCCACCCUUGCCCAACCACUGAGUGCACCCACCAGAGAUCAAGGACAGGUCAUUCAGCAACUAUGGAGGCAUAGGAUCUGCGUUGCACAAUGUCAGGAAGUUGAUCUGAAAUCCCUGUUUCAGGUUUGGUUUCAUUAUGGCAGGUAUCGACAGCUGAAAAGACUGCAACAGCGCAGGACCAGACAGCUGAAACACCAGAAGAUGCAAGACCUGCUCCAAGAAGUUGCACAUGCAUCCCACAGACAUGACAGCUUUGCCGUUUAUCAAACCAUUCGGAAGUACACGCCCAAACAACCCAUGAAACGCAUACGACUCCGUUUGAUGGAUGGCACACCUGCCAAUGCUGAACAGGUGAUGCACAUGACCAGGGACUACAUUCAGGAGAUCUGGCAUGAUUCUGACCCUAUCAGGCUGAAUCAACCGGCACCAACAGGCAUUCCGUUUGACUUGAAUGAACUUAUUUUGGAAAUAUCCAAAAUACCUGUCACCAAAGCAGUAGCACGCAGCUGCCUUCCUGGCAUUUGCUGGAAGACCCAUGCUCGACAGGUCGCUGAGUUUUUUUAUGCCAAGCUCCAAGACUGGUGGACCCAGCAACCAGUGUUCAUACCCCAGCAGUGGAAAGAUGCACAUUUGACUUUCAUCAGCAAACCCUCCAAGACCCCAGAUAGACUAGGCCACCUUCGGCCGUUGGCUCUGUUGGAACCGGUAGGGAAGUGCAUCUUAGGUCUCAUCACAGCUAAAUUUGCUGCUGCAGUCCAGCCACUGCUUUGUCCCUGGCCACAAAUGGCAUUUAUGCGUCAAAGAUCAACCUAUGAUGCCAUUCGCAGGGUCAUCACACAUUGCAACAAGGUCAGAACCAUGACCGCCUCUCAGCGUCGCAGUGUGCAUGCCCGAGCCAAGCAAGAACCCUGCUAUCAGGUAUGUGGAGGGAUUCAAGUGCUGUUGGACGCAAACAAGGCCUUCGAUCUUGUACCCAGAAAGUCACUUUUUGGCUUCAUCAAUGCCCUGCCCAUCGAUCAGGCUCUGUUGACCAUUCCUGGCGACGAGGCAGUGGACCCAUCCAGGCAUUUUGCCUUGAGUAUUCAGAACAGGAUGGCUACUGACCAGACGUAUCCGAAACUGACCCCUGCGGCGUUGACUCUGUUGAUGACCAAACCAUAUGGACCUACAGCACUGAACUGUGUCCGUGAACGCAAUUGGGAUGCCUUGCAAACCCAGCCUGAUGCCCUGACAGACUGGACACAUCACUGCGUUCUUUGUGGAUUUUUUUGCAAUAGACCGCAGGAUUUGAACCUGCACAUGCGGACGCAGCAUCCAACAUUGCUGCCGCACGUGAUGUCCAAGGCCAGCCAAUUAGGGCGUGCACAAGCUUCAAAUUCUCCCUGCAGGUUUUGCAACAAGACAUUUCGAAGGGUGCAUCAAUGUCCAGUCAUGGUUCAGGCAGCUUUGCUUUUGGUCAACACAGAUCCAACGGGCCAGUCCUAUCAAUGCCCAAGCAAUGAAGUUCUGCGUUGUGAUGUUUGCGCUGAACAUUUUCAGGAGCUGCACCAACUUCACAGACACUUGCAUCAGCAACACAGAUUGGAACCGCUUGACUGGGAUCCCCUUCGAGACAUGUUAGAUGGAACACAGCCGGUGUGCUCACACUGCCUUGCUAUUUUCACAGAAAAAUCAGCUCUUCGGCAGCAUAUCACGUUGGGGCAAUGCCAGAACUUCAACCCGGCCAAACAGCCCACUGAAUCACCUGUCUCUGCUGAAUGGCAGGAGCUCCUCCAAUCCGGAGAUAUUGCUCAACUCUGUCAGGCUCCACAGAAGCGUUUGCACUUGACCUUGCGAUGUCAAUUUUGCCAGACGUCUUUCCAAAGAACGGGAGAUCUCUCACUCCAUCUUCAAACUGUUCAUAGUGUGUUAUGGAGGGAAUCUCAAUCACAUGUUCAACUAUUGGUGGAAGCGGGACGUAGGCUUGGAUGUCUGUGCAAUCCCAUGACUAAUGCCAGUGGCCUCCAGCACCUUUGCGUUGCUUUCAGGCAGCUUGGAAUGAUGGUGCAGAAGAUGGCGCAACCCAUGUUCCUGCCUUGGGCGUUUGAGCGUGCACAGCUGCGACAGUUUUUGGCAGCUGUACAUCAUGAACCUGCAAGUGAGCGACUGUGUGAUGUCUUGAUUGCCAGACACUUUGACCAACUGUGGACGGACCCCCUGCUGGUGCAGUUUUUGCGCACUAGAUGCCUGCUUUGUGGCCUUCAAUUUCAUCCUGCUGAAGUGACUGGCCACUUGCACAGGGCCCAUUCCUCAGCCUUGCAUGACCAUCGAGCCAUGAUGCCACAGCUGUUGACAGCCAUGAGCCGAGAAAAUCAACAUGAUCAUCAAUGUGAACUGUGCACACAGAUCUACAAUUAUCCAGCGCAUGGCCAUGAAGAUGCACAGGAACUCACUGAUCGAUCAUUGCCCUACAAACUGCAUUGCUUCUUCAAGAUCAUGGACUACUCGCCACACUUCACGGCAGAGGACUCCGAAAUGCUGGAGACGUUCAAGCAGAUGGGCUCACUGCUCACACAAGAAAGGUACGCUCGACCAGACGCCGCCAGGGAGAGCAAGAAACACAAGCCGAAUGGGGCAACACCAGAAGAACCAGACGUCGCAACGAUGCCACUACUGAGGGCAAUGGGCCAACUACUGCUACGAGUGGAUGCGGAGCAACAAGCUCUCAAGCGUCAAGACUCAUGGAUUUGCUUUAUGCAAACCGAGCCGCAGGCCCUGCUCCCAGCGCUGGUCCAGAAAGCAGCCGAAUGGAAACAGCGGCUGACAGUGAAGCAGGAGACCCCGGAGGUGCCUUUCUUGCCCCUGAGAUGUUACCUGACCCAACACCUGGCGGCCACACUGAAUCAGAGGGUUACCCGACUGGCCAGCUGCGGCAACGAGGAUCCAUUGAAGAAAGUGGCCCUGGAUCAGGGAGUUCUGUCCCCGGAGGGCCAGUUCAUGUUCCAGCGCUGGAGCCCACAAGCACAGAGCCUCAAGACCACGGGCCAAACUCCCAUCUCCCUGCAGAGGAUGGCGAAGUACACAGAGCAACUCAUGGAGAUCCUGAAAGACCCCAGUGUCACGGUGAAAUUCACCAGCUUGAGGCCGAUGUCAGCAGAUGCAGUGGUGCCGUGGAUUUGGCAAAUAUCCAUGCGAGCGGACGACCUACAAAUCCUGCUGACAACGUUGCAGGGAUGCACGGUAUGGGCGCUGUUGGGCCCCCCUUUACAUGAAGCCCCAUGCCCUUCACCAGAGCAAACAGGGCCAACAGCUCCAGUCACUGCUGGGGAAGGGACAGGGCAAAGCGCCGAGCAAAGGACGGGGCAAACAUCAGAACAAAGCCAAAGUGCAGCAAUAGUGGAUAGCUCUGCAGAUGUAGCCCUGCCAGACAGACAUUCUUUGCUGCGGGGCCUGGCCAACAUCAGAUUGGCCAACGACUCCAACUGGUGCUACGUGAAUGCGGCCUUCCUGACCACACUUUGGUCAUAUCUGAGUCUUCAAACGUUUGACUUAGAACAGUGGGGAUCUCAUGCCAUCCCAAUUGCCCAACUUUUACAUCGAUCCGGUUCGGAACCUAUUGAACUGUCAAAGAUUGAUUUUUUGCAACCAGUUUUUGAACAAUGGCAGCAUUUGGGCAAUCAGGGUGACCCGGUUGAAUUUCUUGCUCACCUGAUGCGGGGACUCAGCUUUGCUGGCAUCAACUUGAGUUGGGAAAAGCGUGUGCAGGUUGGUCUUCUCACUGAAGUCAUGGAUGAAAGUGAUGCAUACACGCCACUUAUUUUGCAAUUCGAUCCAGCUAUGUUACAGGAUGACUCCUUAACAUUGAGCCAAAUGAUUCGUGAUUGGUCCAAUCAAGAUGGCAUGGUGACUGCGCUGACGCACCAGACACCUCUCAUCUGUGUGCAACUGGACCGCCACAUUCGCUCAGGCACUGGACAUAUUGCCAAGUGCGACAUCCCAGUCAAUUUCCACUGGGGCAUUGACUUGCCUUUUUAUGAUGGACAGGACCUUGCCAUUCACUGGCGCUCAUACAGAGUCAUUGCCGCCAUUGCGCACUUAGGUCAUGACACAGCAGGGCACUGCAGAACCAUGUUGAGAGUCCAGAUGAACUCCACAGCGCGGGAACCAUAUAUGUUUCUAUUGACUGAAGAUUGGAUGCAGGCCAAACCGGUCUGGAAGGAGCCUUCUUGGUUUUUGCGCAACAUUUCCUGCUUUUGGCUUGGUGAAUGUGACCUCGUUGAUCUGCAUCAGUUUCCAGCGCCUGCCCCAUGUCACACCAUGCGACUGAAUGCAGCGACGCCUCCUGUGGUGGGUGCCCAAGAUUUUCUUAGCCAUUUUGUUGAGGGAACCGAUGACAGUGUCCUUAACACCUGA